Molecule: messenger RNA, 4544 nt
Organism: Hevea brasiliensis (rubber tree)
Lineage: Eukaryota; Viridiplantae; Streptophyta; Magnoliopsida; Malpighiales; Euphorbiaceae
Product: probable leucine-rich repeat receptor-like protein kinase At1g35710
Exons: 2
Biological process (GO): protein phosphorylation; hormone-mediated signaling pathway
Cellular component (GO): plasma membrane
Molecular function (GO): ATP binding; protein kinase activity; protein binding
Source: RefSeq, a predicted model, not a curated record
UAAUGGAUUUAUUAACACCUGCAAAAAGGAAAUUUCCCUGAGGGCUUCUCAACAUAAGUGAUUUGUUAAGAGAUUUUUGACUGUUCAGGAUAAUGCGUUAUUCUAUAAAUACCUCUCCAUGAUGUUAAAGCUCUUCACUCGCCUAGAAAAUAAUCCAUCUCCUUCUAUUUUUGUACUGUAAUAGACUUGACCUAAACUAGUCACCAAAGCCACAAUGUGCUUGCUCGCUAAAUCACUUUCUAAGUUUUUCCAACCUCUGCUUGUUCUCAUAUUUCUAUCUUCUAUAUCUUUCUUCAUCAUUUCUUCUGCUUCCAUGGCAACUUUAGUCUUUGCUGAUGCAAAGAGUGACAAACUAGCUAAAGGUGGGAAGGAAGCUGAUUCUCUCUUAAAAUGGAAAGCCAGUCUUGACAACCAAAGCCAAUCUGUUUUAGAUUCUUGGGUUGGCAACAGGCCUUGCAAUUGGGUUGGGGUCACUUGUGAUAGCUCUGGAAGUAUCACCAAUUUGAGCCUCAUUAAUUUAGGUUUAAGAGGUACGCUUCAUAGUUUCAAUUUUUCAUGCUUUCACAACCUUUCAAGUCUUGAGAUUUCAAACAACUCAUUGCAUGGGACCCUUCCGUCACAUAUCUGUAAUCUCUCCAAAAUUAUCUUAUUGGACUUGUCCGGUAAUCAUCUCACAGGAAAUAUUCCAUCUGAGAUAGGUAUGUUGAUAGAUCUUUCUGAGCUCCAUAUGGAGAUAAACAAUCUCACUGGUUUAAUUCCUACUUCCAUAACAAACUUGACAAAUUUAUCCAUUCUCUCCUUGUGGGGUAAUAAACUCUCUGGUUCCAUACCUUCAGAAAUUGGGUUCUUAAAAUUUUUAAAACGACUUGAGCUCUGGAAUAAUAGUUUAACUGGUGUAAUCCCUCCUUCCAUUGGAAAAUUGAAAGAGCUAUCAAUUCUUUAUCUUGAUGACAACAAACUCUCAGGAUCCAUUCCCCAUGAAAUUGGGAUGCUUAGUUCUCUUUCUGAACUCUAUUUGGAGGCAAACAAUCUUACGGGUUCUAUCCCUACUUCCAUAACAAACUUGACAAAUCUAUCUUUCCUCUACUUGUGGGGUAAUAAACUCUCUGGUUCCAUCCCUUCAGAAAUUGGGUUCUUAAAACUUUUAAAAGAAGUUGAUCUAUCGACUACCGGUUUAACAGGUGUAAUCCCUACUUCCAUAACAAACUUGACAAAUCUAUCCAUUCUCUCCUUGGAGGGUAAUAAACUCUCUGGUUCCAUACCUUCAGAAAUUGGGUUCCUAAAAUUUUUAAAACGACUUGAGCUAUGGAAUAACAGUUUAACUGGUGUAAUCCCUACUUCCAUUGGAAAAUUGAAAGAGUUAUCAAUUCUUUACCUUGAUGACAACAAACUCUCAGGAUCCAUCCCCCAUGAAAUUGGAAUGCUUAGUUCUCUUUAUGAACUCUAUUUGGAGGCAAACAAUCUUACGGGUUCUAUCCCUACUUCCAUAACAAACUUGACAAAUCUAUCUUUUCUUUACUUAUGGGGUAAUAAACUCUCUGGCUCCAUACCUUCAAAAAUUGGGUUCUUAAAAUCUCUAAAAGAACUUGACUUAGCGAGUAAUUUUUUAUCCGGACCAAUCCCUUCUUCCAUAACAAACUUGACAAAUCUAUCUUACCUCAACUUGCGGGGCAACAAACUUUCUGGUUUUAUACCUUCAGAAAUUGGGUUCUUAAAAUCCCUAAAAGAUAUCCAAUUGUGGGAAAAUGUUCUAUCUGGACCAAUCCCUCCUUCCAUAGGUGAACUUAAAUCCCUUAAAAGAUUGAUCUUGUCAUCUAACCAACUCAAUGGUUCGAUCCCCAGAGCCUUGGGAAAUUGUACUAGCUUAUUCAGACUUAGGCUUGACUCAAAUCAGUUAACAGGGAAUAUUUCAGAAGAUUUAGGGAUAUAUCCUCAUUUGAGUUUCAUUGAUUUGAGUAACAAUAGAUUGCAUGGAGAGCUUUCAUGGAAAUUGGGACAGUGGAAAAACAUUUCUUGCCUAAAAUUUUCAAACAACAAUAUCUCUGGUAGCAUACCGCCUGAGCUUGGAAAUGCUACUCAAUUACAAUGGAUUGACUUUUCCUGGAAUCAUUUGCAAGGGCAAAUUCCUAAAGAAUUGGCAAAGUUGAAGCUGUUGUUCAAAAUUUUUCUAAAUAACAACAAUCUUUUUGGCGUUGUCCCUCUAGAUUUGCAGGUGCUAUUUAAUCUGGCUGAACUUAAUUUAGCAGCAAAUAAUCUAAGUGGUUUACUUCCUGGACAACUUGGAAAACUUCCAAAUUUAUUGGUCUUGAAUUUGAGCCGAAAUGAAUUUACAGGAAGUAUUCCGUUUGAGUUAGGGAAACUACAUGUUCUAGAUGUUCUUGAUCUUAGUCACAAUUUGUUGAUGGGACAUAUACCACAACAACUUGGGCAAUUGAGCACUCUAGAAGUGUUGAAUCUCUCUUGUAACAUGCUUUCUGGUUCAAUUCCAACCACUUUUGAUGAUUUGAAGAGCUUGAUUGCUGUGGAUAUAUCCUACAAUGAGUUAGAAGGUCCUAUUCCUGAUGUUAAGGCCUUCCGUGAGGCUCCAUUUGAGGCAUAUAGAAACAACAAAGCCUUAUGUGGUGAUGCUAGUAGUCUAAAGGCUUGUUUGUCUAUUAAAACAGGUAAAACCACUAAGAAAAAGAGAAAAAAAGUUGUCAUCCAGAUUGUACUUCUUGUUUCGGCGACUUCGUGUCUUGUGUUCUUGAUUGGAGGUUUCCUGAUUCUUCUUCGACGUAGAAAAAGACAUGCCCAGGCAAGGGAAUCAAAAGAUAAAGAUAUAAUGGUGAUACCUGGUCAUGAUCCGGAAUUACAGUAUGAAAAAAUCAUUGAGGCCACUGAGGAUUUCAACUCCAACUAUUGCAUUGGAGCAGGUGGAAGUGGAGUCGUUUAUAAACUUGUGCUGCCAUCAGGUCGACUGUUUGCGGUGAAAAAACUUCAUCCAUUACGGGAUGACAACUCAGGGAACUUGAGAGCUUUUGAAAGAGAGAUUCAAAUGUUGUUAGACAUUCGACAUCGAAAUAUUGUAAAGUUACAUGGUUUUUGUUUACAUUCAAAGCACUCAUUCUUGGUUUAUGAGUUCGUGGAAAGGGGUAGUUUGAGAAUCAUUUUAACAAGUGAAAAGCAAGCAACGGAGUUGGAUUGGAUCAAAAGGCUAAAUGUUGUUAAAGGGGUGGCCAACGCUUUAUCUUAUAUGCACCAUAAUUGCCCUUUUCCAAUCAUUCAUCGGGACAUUUCUAGCAAUAAUAUUCUUUUAGAUUCAGAAUACGAGCCUCGUCUAUCUGAUUUCGGCACAGCUAGUCUUUUAUUGCCCGACUCAUCCAACAGAUCCUCAUUUGCUGGUACCAUUGGAUACACAGCUCCAGAAUUAGCCUACACAAUGCAAGUGAAUGAAAAAUGUGAUGUGUUCAGUUUUGGGGUGAUAACACUGGAGUUAGUAAUGGGAAAGCAUCCUGGCAACCUUAUUUCAUCUCUUUGGUCAUCAACAUCUUCCUCAUCACUAAAUGAUCAGCAUAAAUUGUUAAAGGAUGUGAUUGACUAGCGUCUUCCACUUCCUCAAAAUCAAGUUGCAGAGGGUGUUGUCUACAUUACCAUGUUAGCAUUUUCAUGCUUGCAUAUCAAUCCCAAAUCUCGACCUACAAUGCAAAAAGUUUCCUCGAAGCUGAUUCCUAAGUUUCCUUUAAUUUCAAAGCCAUUCUCUGCAAUAAAAUUAGAAGAACUAUUUCCCUAAAGUAAUGCCGACGUUUGAAUAUUUUCUUGCAGGUCUGUAUAGAUGUGUCUGUUGAGUGUUCCUUCCCAUCUAUAUUUUCUCCCUUUGUAAUAUAUAUAUAUUUUUUGGCUUGUGUUUUGUUUUAUUAAAUAGUACUAGAUUUACUAGUUGAUUUGCCCCACAUGUGCUCUGGUGCUGAUGGUUUUAUUUUAGAAUCUGACUCUAAAAUUGCAGCGUCCUGGGUUUUAUGUCCAUGUAAUGGUCCUUGGCGUCUAGCAGCAUUCAUCAAUUCCAUUAUCAAUAAUCUGUCAACUUUACCGCAUCUGGUGAUCCAACACAUUUUCUAUAAGCAUCGCGAUCUGAAGAUUUCAUUGCUUACUUUUGAGUUCUUGCCUUCGGUUUUCAGCCUUAUGUUGUGUGUUUUGUUGUUGUUAUUUUUUGCUUGUGUUGUGAAGUUUUGGAUAUUUGUAUUUACGCUGUUUUGAGUGAAAUUUCUAUUCAGUGUGGUCUUGGUUGUCUGCAUCUCUCCUUCCCAGUUUUUCACUCAACAUGUCGUGUCCUAGGUUGAGUGUAUUGAGGUGGCCUAUUGGCCAGGUUUUAGAUGGACAAGCUAACGCUAAGUUUUUCCUAGAUUUAAUUGAUAAUAAAAAUUAUUAUUUAUAAAAAAAUAAAUUAGUACUAUGCUUUUUAAGGCAAUUUAGCUUUACUAGAUCACUGAUCUCGUAGAGAUAAAAUUGUAUUAAACACAAAUUGCCUAAUUAUUUAAUUGAUUUUUAGUACUGUGAGGUUUUAAUAU